This is a messenger RNA of Mauremys reevesii (Reeves's turtle), 2009 nucleotides long. Its product is annotated as ras-related protein Rab-10-like. NCBI's taxonomy places the organism in Eukaryota, Metazoa, Chordata, Testudines, Geoemydidae. Gene Ontology annotation, biological process: cellular response to insulin stimulus. Gene Ontology annotation, molecular function: GTP binding; GTPase activity. The transcript has 5 exons. The record is from RefSeq and is a predicted model, not a curated record. Bases 238 to 774 code for a protein of 178 amino acids. Gene Ontology annotation, cellular component: Golgi apparatus; recycling endosome; insulin-responsive compartment.
GGAAGCGGCUGGUGCGGGGCAGCGCCCGCAGCUAUUUCGCAAGGCCGGAGAGUCCCGGGGCAGCCGGAGCCACAAGCGGCGAGGGCGGGUCCCUCCUGCCCGUCCUUGAGGCUCGAAGGACCCGCCCCUUUCUCCCCGCGGUGCCCCUGGGCCCGGCCGGUUUCGGUUCUGCGCAGGUCGGGUGCUCCCGCCGCUCGCCCCUUUCCGGGACCACAGGACGUGGCCCCCGGACGGGACAUGGCUGGGCCGGGGCAUCGCUCCGCGAGGAAGCCGCUGCUGGUGAAAAUAGUGAUGGCCGGGGAGUCCUGCGUGGGGAAAACCUCCAUCGUGAGGAGGUACACGGAGCCCAGCCCGGCCGGGCCGCCCCGCGCCGCCUCCUACAUCGCCACCGUCGGCAUUGAUUUUAAAGUAAAAACAAUAACAUUUAAUGAUACAACAGUGAAACUUCAAAUAUGGGAUACUGCUGGUCAGGAACAAUUCCAUACAAUUAGUACUAGUUAUUUUCGUGGCGCACGUGGCUUUAUUCUGGUGUAUGACAUAACAAACUCAGACAGUUUUCAAGGUAUAACAAGCUGGAUGAAAGAUAUACACGAGAAAGCAGAUGACGAGGUGGAUAUAGUACUGUUGGGUAACAAGUGUGAUAAGGAGACUGAACGUGUAAUUCCAAAGCAUAGAGGAGAAAAGGACUUCCCGCUGUUGAGGUGGAAGGAAGUUAGAUUCUCUCUUCUUCUGCCCUCCAUGGACCAACUGUUUGCAGCUCUUCUUCUUCUAUGAGCUACACCUCCCUUUGGGGAGAGGCUGCCCUGGCAACUUGAAGUAGGCACUGGCUUUGCUGCAGGUGAUGGGAAUGGCUGGGAGCCUGCAGGGACCCUAGCACUUGUAUUAUAAAACUUAGGAGCAUGGUUAUAGAAGAGGACUGUAAAUAGUUGAUGAUUUUAAAGAAAAACUAUGGUUCUGUAACUGGUUUAUAUGUUGAAGGGUUGCUCCCCGAUGGAAAAUGCUAAAAACUUGUGUUUUAAAAAAAAGAAAGCUGUAAUCACUUGAAAAACUCCAGCUCCCUGAGCCAAGUGGGGGUGUCGGGCUCCCAGGCCCACAAAAUUACUAUUAUAUUUUUAUCACAUCACAGUUCUCAAAUUGGUUGUAGCAUGCCAAGACCCAUAUGCGCAGCACAACCCUUAAAAGACCACCACUGGCAGCGCAUGUUACGGACUCUUAAAAAUGCUCCUCUGGAUUUCAGGCCAUGCCUGAUGCAACAAAAGAUUCUGUUCAGAAUGUUUUGGGAGUCACAGAAGUUGUGCAAGUUGUGGAGGCCUUGUCCUUUGAUAUUUGUUGGCACUGUAAUAAAGAAGGAGGAAACCUGAUGCAUAUUCUAUGGGACUAUCCAUCAGUCAGGCAGCUAUGGAAAAAGGUAUGCACAUGAGUGAGAAUAGUGCUUGGCCUCAGCAAUCAAACCUGAGCUGAAAAUUAUUUCCUAGGUUAUGUAUCUCCUGCGCUGGAUUUAACUCCACCACAAAGACUUUGGUUCUUGAGGGCCACAAUAAUUACCAAGUGCAUUAAUUUUAAAAAAGGGAGGAGUAGGGUUAUGCCCAGAAUAAAGCAGUAAUAUUGAGACCUGUCUGAGUUAGCAGCAAAAGAAAGGAUAGGUUUUCAAUGUAGAGAGCAGUUAUAUGAAUUUGAAGAAAUUUGGACCCCAUUUCUUGAUACAUUUGGAUGAAGAAUGCUGAGAUAGCUCAAAUAAUUCCAGACUUCCAUUCCACCUGACCUCUCCACUUUUACCCUCUCAAUGGCUGCCACUUCCCCCAUACCCAGCUUCCCUUUUUCCUAUUUGUAUCUUUUUUAUUAUUAUUGUUACCUCCACCCUAACAUGUUAUGCCUGUGUAAUAUUGUCUGAUUGUGUUUUGUCUGGUUUUGUAGCUUUGACAAGUUGUAAAGCUGCAUAAUUGUAAAAUUGUAUUGUAUAGCCUGUGAAUUGUGCUAUAUUUGUUAACAUAAAAGCUGUAAGUCAUUUA